Rhizopus microsporus ATCC 52813 is the source of this 648-nucleotide messenger RNA. RefSeq lists its product as uncharacterized. The transcript has a single exon. NCBI's taxonomy places the organism in Eukaryota, Fungi, Mucoromycota, Mucoromycetes, Mucorales, Rhizopodaceae. The record is from RefSeq and is a predicted model, not a curated record. Bases 106 to 387 code for a protein of 93 amino acids.
UAAGUCAAUAUCAGUGCUAAAAUACGAUAUUAUCAUGAAUUCGAGGCAUUAACUGAAACACUACAUACAUUACGACAUGUAAAGGCUGCAGCGGGAAAUAAUACUAUGCCGGUUAUGGGGUAUCAUCAUUUCAAAGAAAAGAAAAAAUGGAUAAGUGGCGAGAAUAUUGAUAUUCAACCCGUGUCCACUGCGGCACAUUGGCCAUACAAGACUUCGAAGUGGUUAGGAUAUGAUUUUAGAAUGAAUUUACUGAAAUUAUGGAAAGGGCUGGAAAGGCCUUUGAAAAUUAGAGAAGAUUUGCUUCCCGAUUCCCCAAAUACUUUGCAGAGUACAUUUGUGCAAAGUUAUGAUCAUUCAAUCUCUCUUUUCUUUGCAUUUUGUGGAUGAAAACCCCUAAUUUCUUCACAAAAAAUGGGUUAACUGUGUGUGUUAUUACAAGCAGAUCUUGAUUAGGAAAUGAAUACCUCUAUUGACCCAUCUUAUUAAAAAUGGAUAGUUAAGCAUGGCUGUGAUAUGUACAAGCCCCAUAAUUUGUCUGUUCAUAAACGCACAAUUUUUCUGAAUAUACUUCUUUUUUCAAUAAUAUUUUACGCUUCAUUAGCUACGUGGACUCCAAAAGGCGAUUUAGGGGCACAUUGUCACUCAAGU